AUGUCUCAGCUGCAACCACCAAUCUUACAAUCGGAGCUAAAUUUUGCGGCGAUCUAUGAUAAUGCGAAGAACUAUAAAAAUUUCGAAGAGGUGUACGCUGCCGUCCUUGCUCAUCCUGACUUGUUAACCAAAAUUCCAGAUGGUCGUAAUUGGGCAAUUAUUCACCAAGUUUGUUUCACUGGCGACACAAAUCAGUUUAAUCAACUGUUAGCAUUACAAAUAAAUAAUCCAAAAUUUAGAUUACUGUCAAAAACCAAUGAUAAUAAAAGUGUAUUAGACAUAGCUCGUGAGGCUUCUAAAGACAAACCAACCACUCUGUUUCAACGGAUUGAACGGCUAAAAAACUUGGACGAAUUAUUGCGAAAUGCUGAAUGCGGAAACUGGUCAUUUUGCAAACAAUUACUUCAAAGUCAACCUGAUCUUGCCAAUGAGAAACCACCUUACCAUCAUUUCUAUUUUCUCCAUCAUUUAGCAUGUAUGGGAGAACGACUAGUAUUCGAUGAAUUGAGCCGUUUAUGUCAUUUUGAUUUUACUAUUUCUGUUGAUAAUGAAACAGCAAGUAAUUUGGCUGCCGCUGGUGGUUUCAGAGAUUUUGUCAAAGCUAUUGAUCGACUGAGCCAAAUAUUACCGACAACACCACGAAGAGAUGAACUAUCUACUGGCAGGAAUGCAUCAUCCAGAGAUCAAAAAGGAUCAAUAGAUACUGAGAGGAAUCCAACACCACCGAGCAGAAGAGGAGAUCAAGUAAACUCGACACAAGCCAGUCUUCCAUAUUUUCAUUUUGAUCAAAUUACACUGGAACGAGAUCAGUAUAAUAAUCAUAUUAUCAAAUCUGAUAUUUUGGCAUUCACUUCUACUUCAGAAAGAUCGUUGGACUCAACUACGAGCAGAGAUCGAGCAAGUGGUGCUCGUGACAAUAGUCGAUCAACAAUAUCGGAUAACAACGCCUACUAUAAAAACAUAUGCAAAAAUAUCCAAUGUAUAUCGAGUGAGAAUUUGUUACGGCUUAUUAUAUGUCCAAUAACAGGUCAACUGUUACAAAAUCCAGUAACGGCUACUGACGGUUUUGUCUACGAAAGAGAAAAUAUUAGCAAAUGGCUUUUAACAAAUAAUCGAUCACCAACAACAAAUAUGGAAAUAAAAGAUAAAGAUUUAAAACCGAAUACUGUCAUCGAACAAAUAAUAGCAGCUAUAAAAUGGCAAUCGCAAGUAAAGCACGAAGACUUUCAGUCGACAAGUUCGGUUAUCAGAUCUCCUAAUAGAAAAUAA
Messenger RNA from Didymodactylos carnosus, 1269 nucleotides. NCBI's taxonomy places the organism in Eukaryota, Metazoa, Rotifera, Eurotatoria, Philodinida, Philodinidae. The record is from the annotation of a GenBank genome assembly.